CAGUCAGUGCUUACUUGUUGAGCUGCGACCUUCUGACGGAGCCUUCACUUCAGCGCUUCAGUUUCCACCUAGAACCCGAGGCUCUAGCGCUAAAUGUGACAUUGGCUUUGCUAACCGCAUCCGCACCCUUAUCUAGUUUCUUUACUGUGCAGUUGCCAUUGCCAUUGCCAUUGCGGCCUGCUCGGUGAGGGUGUUGAUAAUUUGUAGGUAGUCCUGUUUGAUAGCGUUCGUUUAGUCGAUCAGCUGUGCUUCCAAGUCAUGGCUGUUAACGUAUUCCACACGGCCGUGUCCAAGGACAAUCUAAGUCGCCACCAGAUCCUGUGCUGGGUGAACGAGACGUUAACCAUGAACCUCACCAAAGUCGAACAUCUCUGCUCGGGUGCAGCGUACUGCCAGUUCAUGGACCUUCUCUUUCCAGGAUCUGUUCCACUCAAGCGUGUCAAGUUCAACACUAAGUUGGAGCAUGAGUACAUUUCCAAUUUCAAGUUGUUACAGCAUUCGUUUAGAACUCAGGGAGUCGACAAGCCCAUUCCCAUGGAUAAGUUGAUCAAGGGGCGCUUUCAAGACAACAUUGAGUUUGUGCAGUGGUUCAAGCGCCUCUUCGAUGUCAACUACGACGGCAAGGAGUACGAUGGCCUGGCAGCACGUGGCGGUCUGGUUGUCGGCGACGGUACUGGUACCGGCGGUGGUGGUGCUUCUCGACCCAGGACGGGCAUUGCAUCCAGCAGCACAGCCAGGUCUCCGGCGGCUCGCAGUCCGGCCACGAAGGCAGCAGCUGCGCCAGCGGCAAGAAAACCUGCGCAGAGCUCACCGGCAAGUAAAGCAGCUCCGGCAGCUGUGAAGAAAGCACCUGUUCGGACGGCGGCGGCAGCUCAUCAUUCCCAACCAGCAGCUCCGGCCGCUCCUGCUGAACCCGAUCCUCAACUCUUGGCGGAAAUUGCACAACUGCAAGAGCAGGUGUCGACGCUAACCACUACUAUCGAGACUACGGAACACGAGCGCGAUUUCUACUUUGGCAAGCUGCACCAAGUGGAGCAGAUCUGCCAGGAGCCGGAACACGAGAACAACGAGGGCAUGGCUAGAAUUCUGGAGGUGCUUUACGCCACAGAGGAGGGAUUUGUAGCGCAAGAAGGCGAAGUAGAGAUCGAGGAUGUAGAGGACGUAGAGGACGAAGGCCUGCACAACAUCCAAGAUUCCUACGUAGUCGAAGGCGAAGGAGAGCUGGGGGACUUGGACCCGGACUAUGCAGUUGAGGCAGAUCAGGAGCAAGAAGAGUACUAACGCCACCACCAACUUCAACCAUCCUUUGAUGGUCGAGGUUCUUGAAUAUUGAAGCCAAGACUGUUUCAUCUUAAAAAUGACCAACAUUUAGUUAGAUUGUGCUCAGUUGUCCCUUUCCAAUUGCCAUCCCUGGAUAGAUACUGCUUUGAAGGCCAAGCUAUAAGCCGCAGUGAACCUGACAUUAUUAAUUUUGCUCUUCAGCCAGUGUUGCCCGGGUGUAUGAGAUCUGUGUCUUGCAGUACACUGAGUUACAAUUACAUGUCUGCUCUCUAAGCUUGCGGCUCCUUUGAUUAUAAUCACGUCUCAGCUAGGAGUAUCCUAAUUCUUGGAUUGGCAAUUAUUUGCAACAUAUUCUCACCUACUUACAUGCCAGCCUGAUCAUAUUCUAAAUCCGACAUCGUAGCUGUUACAUAGCAUUUCUCUUUCCGUCAUGAGAAUUUCGUUAGAAGUUUGUUUCCAAAUUCCCAGCGCCAUGUUCUUCCUUC
This is a messenger RNA of Sycon ciliatum, 1766 nucleotides long. RefSeq names its product microtubule-associated protein RP/EB family member 1-like. Gene Ontology annotation, cellular component: microtubule plus-end; spindle midzone; cytoplasmic microtubule. Gene Ontology annotation, biological process: spindle assembly; regulation of microtubule polymerization or depolymerization; protein localization to microtubule. NCBI's taxonomy places the organism in Eukaryota, Metazoa, Porifera, Calcarea, Leucosolenida, Sycettidae. The transcript is spliced from 7 exons. Bases 259 to 1281 code for a protein of 340 amino acids. Gene Ontology annotation, molecular function: microtubule plus-end binding. The record is from RefSeq and is a predicted model, not a curated record.